This is a messenger RNA of Olea europaea var. sylvestris, 1872 nucleotides long. Its product is annotated as protein FAF-like, chloroplastic. The coding region runs from base 118 to 1548 and encodes 476 amino acids. The record is from RefSeq and is a predicted model, not a curated record. NCBI's taxonomy places the organism in Eukaryota, Viridiplantae, Streptophyta, Magnoliopsida, Lamiales, Oleaceae. The transcript has 2 exons.
AGCCAAAGAAAUUCCAUUAACACCCAUCCAUCAUCCUCUCUUCUCCCUUAGCUUGCAACUGUCAUCCACUAGCUUCUUCUCUUUUUGGAUGCUGUUGUUUGCUUCAGUGGAAAGAAUAUGGUUGCGGUGAGCAAGAGCCGAGAGUUUUCUUCUUCCAUUUUAAAAGCAGAUCAUCGGAAGGAGGCCGCCCCAGUAAUGGAGAAACAAGGGAUAGUAACUAUCCUUUGUUCAGAUUGUGAAAAAAGCAAAGCUUCGUCUUUAAGAAGAACACUAUCUGCUGAUAUGUCUUCUAAGAAAUGGCUUGCACAAAAUGGGUUUUUCUCCCCAUUCAAAGAGAUUUCGUCACCCUCUGAUCAGGAGCUUGUUAAUCAAUCAUCUAAUGAUUCUUCAUCAGACGGUGAAGAAGAAUGCAGGAAAGAGAAGGAUGAUCGUGGUGUUGGAAAAUCCUCGGCAUUCGAUGUUUGGGGUUCAAUUUUACAGAAAAAGAGUGAAGAUUCCGCCAAGAUUUCAGCACCUUAUAUUCACCCUCUUGCGAGGAGAUCAGCCAGUUCUUUGAGUGAGAAGAGUUUAGAGAUUUGCACUGAAAGUCUUGGAUCAGAAACUGGUUCUGAUUGUUUUUCUUCAUACCCGGCUUCAGAACUCAGUGAUGCAGAUGAACAUAAAGAUCAUGAACAUGAACAAGAACAAAUAUUCCAGCAACAAGUGAAGGAAUCGAACUCGUUUGAAGAUUUUCAUGUUGUCAAGUACAAGAAUUCGCCACCUCGGCCUUUGCCGCCACCAAUUCCUUCAAUUGCUGAUGGAACUUCCAUCCGAUUACAAUCUCACCGCAGAAAUGGUAGGCUUGUUCUUGAAGCUGUUUCUGUCCCACCAAGAAAUAAUUUCUCUGUUCAACGCUUUGACGGCCGCCUAGUCUUAACUUUGAUCAAUAGUCCUAUUUCACAAGAGUCACGCAGUGAAACGGUAAGGGAAAAUAAGGUUCAAGAAUUCAAUAAAGUUUCCGAUGAUAUGGAAGAGAUUGAUCAACAUGUUGAUGAGAAAAUAAACGACGGUGGUUAUGAGGAGGAGGAGGCGGCGGUGAAGGAGAGAGUUAAGCAAAAUAAUGUAGCCAAGGGGGUGGAAUUUGUUAUGGAUCAUAACUCAAGACCAUUGCCAAUAGGUGGGACGAUGAAGAAACUUAUGAGGCUAGGCAACAAGAACCCAAAAUGGUCUAACAAAAUCGUCAACAUGAAGGAGAUUGAGGACCUUCCAAUUCCACACUCACUCCCACCACGACCUGGCCGGGUGCCUCGUCCGAUUCCAUCUCCACCACCGCCAGCCACCACUGCCGCCACCUCCCUCAACUCUUACCAGUACUUCUGGCGGAGCAAAACCUCACCGCUCAAGAACAAUGCAUGCCUAGCCAAUGGUGCAAAGACAUAUGAUCAGCAAAAUAUGGUGCUCAUCAAAGGUAACGUGAAUGACGAAUAUCUUAUGCCAUUAUCAAGGGGAUGCAAGAAGCCAAGGAGGUCCACGUUGAUUUGGGAGCCUUACUGCGUUGCCACCUCCUGAUGAUCAUGAUUAAUCAAGAUUUCUCCUUAAUCCAAAUUUCCAUUGACUAUCCAUUUUUAGUUCCUAUAAUUAUGAUCAGCCCAACUCUAUCUCAAUCUCCCUAUGUUGAUUAUCUAAAUUAAGCACUACUUCAGAAGAGACUUGUGCAGCAAAUAAGCAUGAACGAGGAGGAGGAGGAGGAGGAGAAAGAAUGAAUACUUUGAUCAUAUUAGCAUAACAAACAAACAAAUCCUUAGCAAUUUCAUCACGGGUAGGCAUUUUUAGUUACUAUUUCCGAUUCAUGUAAUAAAAUUUAAUUGAAUUUUACAUUCAAUGUUGAUCUAC